UGGGACAACGCCAGCUCACCCUUCCCGGUGCACCUCCCAGGUCCCAGAGCGCUCCGGCUGGUGGGCGGCCGGAGCCGCUGCGAGGGCCGGGUGGAGCUGGAGCAGGAGGGGACGUGGGGGACGGUGUGUGACGACGGCUGGGACAUUCCCGACGCCGACGUCGUGUGCCGCCAACUGCAGUGCGGCCACGCCGUGAGAGCCCACGGCAACGCCGCCUUCGGCCGCGGGCACGGCCCCAUCCUCCGGGAUGAGGUGGGAUGCCAGGGACACGAGCGGGACCUCUGGGAAUGUCCGGCCGCGCUGGAGCACGACUGCAGCCACAAGGAGGACGCUGGCGUGGUUUGCUCAGGUGGGUGGAACAUUCCAGAGCGGGGGAUGUGGAUGGCGCGCCCUCAUGGCUGCGCUCUUCCAGCAGAGCACCAGGAGUGGCGGCUCUCCGGAGGCCGGGAUGGCUGUGCCGGCAGGGUGGAGGUGUUCUUCCGCGGCACUUGGAGCACGGUGUGUAACAGCACCUGGUACGAGGCGGAGGCCACGGUGCUGUGCCGGACGCUGGGAUGCGGGGAUGUGCUCCAGCGGCCCUCCUUCAGACACACACUUCCCGGGAAGAUGACAUACAUGUGUGACAACCUGCAGCCCUCGCUGGCAGAGUGCCUCUGGAUCUUCAAUAAAUCCGCUCCCUGUUACCAAUCCGGGGCUGCCGGGGUCAUCUGCAACGGCUCCCAGGGUUUGGAGGUGCCAACACCCACGGCGGCUGAGGUGACACCCAGGAAUGUCACUGUCCUGCACGCCGAGGAGGGGACCCCGACCUUGGGGACACCGCCAGUGGACAGUCCCCUCUUUGUCCUGUGCCUGGUGCUGGCCGCGCUGCUCCUGCUCUCCGUGCUGGCCUUUUCCACUGCCCUGCUGAGGCUGAGGAAGAGGAGCGCCAUGUCCUCCUUGGGAAUACCCAUGCCAGUCCUGGUGACCCACAGCUCCCAGCGCCCCAGCGCUCCCUCCAGGAUCCCCAACGACUACAGGAAGACUCCCACCAGCCUUCCUAAAGAAUCAGACUGUCUGGUCACAGCCAUUUCCAAGGAUUCUGAUUCCGACUCGGAAUAUUAUGAGUUCAGCAGCAAGCCUCCUGUCGCCCUGUCCACCUUCUACAACUCCCUGCGCCGGCAUUCCAGGGAGGAUUUUCUUCCUCUGAGACCCAGCCAGGACAGGAUGGAGCCAUUCCCUGAGGACGGUAUGACACAAGAGUCAGCCAGGCCAGGCCCCCCACUCCGCAGCUCCUCCAGCUCAUCCUCAACCUCAUCCACGGAGCCCUACUGGAAUGGCAGCAUUCCCCCCCCUGCCCAGGGCCCCCAGGGGCACCCGGCAGCCACCGGCCAUGGCUGCGGCACAGUUCCCCCGGCAGCGCCCGCCCCAGUGCCCUCCCAGCCCUGGGUACCUGCAGCUCCGGCAGAUCCCGAUCCCGACGGCAGCUCCAGCACCUCCUCGGGGGAGUGGUACGAGAACGUGCAGGAGACGGAGCCCCCCGGAGACCCCUCCUCACACCCAGGUGAGGAUCCUGCGCUGGAGGUGGGGGAGGCAACAGAGUCUUCAAACGGGCCCAGAGGUGACGUCAAAAAACCACAGAGGGAGGAAAAACAGCCGGUUCCUGUCCGGGCCCCCUCCCUCGCCUGCUCGGGGCCGGGCAGCGGAGGCGGCGGAGCCCCCGGAGCCUCCCGUGCCCCCAUGGCACCAGCGGAGCCCAUGGCAACCCGGCUGCCCAUCCUGUGCCUCCUGCUGGGAAUGUGGGCCAUCCCUGACCAUGGAGGAGCCACCUGGAUCCCUGGAGAAUCCAGCCUGAGACUCAGCAGAGGCGGCUGCCGCUGCACUGGGAUACUGGAGGUGAACUGGGAACACCAGUGGAGACCGAUCUGCUGGGAGAGCGUGAGCAUGGGAGACCUGGGUUGGAUCUGCCAGCAGCUGGAGUGCGGCCCCCCGACCUCUGAGCCCUUGGAGCUCAUCAUUCCCGGUGGGAGAGGGCCACAGAGUCAGCCCAGGAGGUGCAGCAACCCACUGGGAUGCCAGUGGGAGCUGGAAAACUGCACAGAGCAUGUCAUCGUUGCCUGUAAAGAGCCAGUGAAAACCACUCCCAAGCCCCCACCAACACCCCCGGCCACCACCCCAGAGCCCACGGGACCCCCCAGGCUGCGGCUGGUGGACGGGAAUUUCAGCUGCUCUGGCUUCCUGGAGCUGCACAAGCAGGGGCUGUGGGGGGCUGUGGCGAGCAUCCCGGACACCUGGACACAUCUGGUCACCCUCAUCUGCCAGGAGCUGCGCUGUGGCACUGCCGGGAGCAGCCACGGCAAGCCGGAUCCCGGGAUCCACCUGCCGGUGCGGUGGGAGGCAGUGGAUUCCUGCGGGAGCCAUUCCCUGCUGGACUGCUUCAACAGGAGCAGCCCCCGGGGCAAAGCGCCCGCCUUCAUCACCUGCUCAGAUUCCCAGCCGCGGGCCCUGCGGAGGCUGGCGGCCGGCCCCACUCCGUGUGAAGGGGACAUCCAGGUGUUCCAUGCGGGGCGGUGGUGGGAUCUGUGCGAGUCCGGAGCAGCGCAGCGAGACAAGCGUGGCCGGCAGAUCUGCCGGGAGCUGGGCUGCGGGAAUCUCACUUCCAGCAUGGAAAUCCGGGAGCCUCCCUCGACGGGAGUCACCUGUGAGCUCGAACCCCUGCACCUCUGCCAGCCCAAACUUGGGAAUGCCCGGAGCUGCUCCCGGACCAGAGUUGUGUGCCAGGACUCAAAGCCACUUCCCACUGGAACACCUGCUGGAACCGUCGUGAGCAUCUGCCUGGCCCUGCUGCUUUUCCUCAUCCUUUCCCUGAUCUGUGGCCCUCCUGCCUAUCGGAAGCUGAUGAAGAGAAGUAGGGGACAACCUCGGGAUCUUCAUCCUUCUUUUCUUCCUUCCUUCAUCCCCACGUGCCGGCUCAGGGCUGGCAGCUCCAUGGAUGCUUCCCUAAACUCCUUGGGGGGGGAUUUGGCUGCUCAGCCUGACAGAUCCCCCUGCCCCAUUAUCCCCAGACCUGCCCCAUUGUCCCCAAGCCUGUCCCACAUGGAGUGUGGGAGCGGGAAGAGGGAUUAAGCUCCAAGCAGAAAC
Passer domesticus (house sparrow) is the source of this 3117-nucleotide messenger RNA. RefSeq lists its product as uncharacterized. Gene Ontology annotation, cellular component: plasma membrane. Lineage: Eukaryota; Metazoa; Chordata; Aves; Passeriformes; Passeridae. The record is from RefSeq and is a predicted model, not a curated record. Gene Ontology annotation, biological process: T cell costimulation.